AUGGACCCUCACCUGCAGUUCGUACUCCUUAGCAUCCUGCUGUUGUGCUGCCUCAUUAGGGACAAUUCCUUUGGAAGCAGGUGCGUUGUUGUGGACUUUGAGCAUCACCCGCCAGGGUUCGGAUGGUGCAGAGAUCUGGGGAUAUGUCGAAGUCCGCAAGGGUGCCUACCUUUUCUGGAGCUACUACAAGAGUCCCCACCGUGUGUCGUCGCCAGAGAAGCCAUGGCCGACCGCCUUCUAUGCGUUGUGUGCGUUAAUUUGCUCAUCGAUCAGGCGCCCGACGCAAGCUUGGGGCAUGACAACUCGACGUGGCUGCACAAUGCAGACCUUCUCGUCGUGGACACCCCGGUGGGCACCGGCAACAGCUACGAGGACGACGCAAGCAGCAGCGGCAACGGAGUGUGGAGCAUGGCCCAGACGACGUUCCCGCUGCUCCGUGGGGCGUUCCUGCAGGCGGCCGCGGACAUCCUCGUGCUCCUCAGGGCACCUACGCUGGCAGGAUCAGCACCGUCGUCGGACUAG
Molecule: messenger RNA, 522 nt
Organism: Miscanthus lutarioriparius
Lineage: Eukaryota; Viridiplantae; Streptophyta; Magnoliopsida; Poales; Poaceae
Source: the annotation of a GenBank genome assembly